This is a messenger RNA of Humulus lupulus (European hop), 924 nucleotides long. RefSeq lists its product as uncharacterized. The record is from RefSeq and is a predicted model, not a curated record. Bases 198 to 638 code for a protein of 146 amino acids. Lineage: Eukaryota; Viridiplantae; Streptophyta; Magnoliopsida; Rosales; Cannabaceae. The transcript is spliced from 3 exons.
CCGUCUGCAAGGACUAGUUCGAGCUUGGCAUUGAGGCCAAACUGCUUCCCUGUAAGCAUCUCUACCAUCCCGACUGCAUUCUGCCCUGGCUUGCUCACCAUAACUCCUGCCCCGUUUGUCGGUUUCGGUUACCCGCAGAGCAAGCCAACCUUGACUCUUUUGGGUCCCCGGAAGGGGUUUUGAGGUUAGGGGACUUGAUGAUGGGGGAUGAGGACUGGUUUGAUUACACUAGUACUUUGAGAUAUAUUUCUAGGAGGCACGAUCUUCUGUUUGCCGCUGGUAAUGGUGGUAGCGGCGGCAUUCAGGGCUCAUUCUCUCCCAACCAGAUUGCAGAGGUGGAGACAGAGACGGAGACGGAAAGAGACUCUUCGUCCAGUGUCUUCUUUCGUUCAGGGCUCGAGGCCAUGGAGAUGAAAUGGAAGAAGAUGGAAGAAGAAGAAGAAUAUGAGGAACAACGAAAGAAGGCACUGAACGAAGAGUCUCGGAAACAACAGGCUGAGACUGCACAUGAGGGUAAUGAGAGUGAUGAAGGGGAAUACGAAGAAGGGCCUGCUGAAAUUAUCUGGAUGUUGAUAGGCCCACGUCUAAUCCUCUUGCACCAGAAUCUGAAACUUUUGCUAAGUAUAAAAACUCAUUGAUGUCAGGACAACAAUUGAUUGAGAGUGUUGCCGAACAAGUACCAAGUUUCGGAACUGAACUGGUAUUUCUCCAAUACUGUGUAUCAUGUCUCUCUAACACUAUUUGUUAUCAAGUUCUCAUCCAUUAGGAUCCAUGAAAAAAGGUUUAGUCUCUUCCAAGGGCAGUGACUGUGUUAUCGGGUUUGGUGACUUAAUAGCUAUUAGACAACUUUCUUUUGGUAGACAAGAAAUAUAUAUAUACAUCUGAAUGUCAUAUUCAUAGUUACGAAUGAGCAAGCUUUCACCA